Scleropages formosus (Asian bonytongue) is the source of this 732-nucleotide messenger RNA. It is a transcript of the gene fhit, whose product is annotated as fragile histidine triad diadenosine triphosphatase. Gene Ontology annotation, biological process: purine nucleotide metabolic process; intrinsic apoptotic signaling pathway by p53 class mediator; diadenosine triphosphate catabolic process. The coding region runs from base 95 to 547 and encodes 150 amino acids. The transcript has 7 exons. The record is from RefSeq and is a predicted model, not a curated record. Gene Ontology annotation, cellular component: nucleus; cytoplasm; plasma membrane. NCBI's taxonomy places the organism in Eukaryota, Metazoa, Chordata, Actinopteri, Osteoglossiformes, Osteoglossidae. Gene Ontology annotation, molecular function: bis(5'-adenosyl)-triphosphatase activity; ubiquitin protein ligase binding.
GUGUGCUGUGAGCUGUUCGUGUGUUGUGUGUUCUGUGUCCCUCUCGCGCCGCGGUCACAUCAUUUUUACAUGAAAGGUGCGGAGCUGAAGGACAAUGUCCACGUUUCGCUUUGGCCAGCACCUCAUCAAGGCGUCGGCGGUGUUUCUGGAGACGGAAUUGUCUUUCGCGCUGGUGAACCGCAAGCCCGUGGUCCCUGGACAUGUCUUGGUGUGUCCUCUGCGCGUCGUCGAGCGACUCCGAGAUCUACGCCCAGAGGAGGUUUCGGACCUGUUCCAGACGACUCAGAGAGUGGCCAACAUCGUGGAGAAGCACUUCCAGGCUACGUCUCUGACCGUGGCCAUCCAGGACGGCCCCGAAGCCGGACAGACGGUUCAGCACGUGCACGUCCAUGUCCUUCCAAGAAAAGCCGGAGACUUUGAGAGAAAUGAUAGCAUCUAUGAUGAGCUCCAGAAACACGACCGAGAGAGCGAGGACCUUCCUCAGCGCUGGAGGACAGAGGAGGAGAUGGAGGCCGAAGCCGCUCGACUGAGGAAACUCCUUAACUAGGCCCGCCGGGACCCUGGAUCCGAAAAGCAGCUGGAUUUGAGGGAAAAAACGUCUUUUGUUCCGUUCUUCCCACUAACUGCAUGCAGCUGAUGGUGGAUAAUGAGAUCUCUGACACCUUAGAGUGAUCGGUUGCUACAAUAUUGUAAGUCAUAUGUUUAAAGGUGCUGAGCACUGCCUUUGGUUCG